This is a messenger RNA of Encephalitozoon cuniculi GB-M1, 1230 nucleotides long. RefSeq lists its product as uncharacterized. The transcript has a single exon. The coding region runs from base 1 to 1230 and encodes 409 amino acids. The record is from RefSeq and is marked provisional. Lineage: Eukaryota; Fungi; Microsporidia; Unikaryonidae.
AUGAGGUGCAGGACAUUGCUGCUUCUAGUCUUCAGGUGUGCCCUUCUCUCGAUAAAUGCAAGUGUUUCUUCUGAUCAUAAGAAGGGGGUGGUGGAGAAGGCCAAUCAAGAAAUAGCAUAUCACCCAGGAGGAAGCAACGAAAAGGUCGGGGUGAAGGGAACCCAAGUUGAAUCGGACGGGCUAUCUCUUCGAAGACAUACCGAUGAGGGAGGCUUGGUUGUAUUCCUGGCUCCAAAUCCUCACGAAGAGUGGAGCUUCUCGUACACGUUUACCAAUGCGAGGCUUAGGUUCCCGCAUAUAGGCGGUGUAUAUCUGUGGUAUACCUCCGAUAUUCAGGAUCAGGGUGUCUAUAGGGGAGGCCACGAUCUGUUUGAGGGAAUCAUGGCAGGGAUCGAGUUUAGAGGAUCACAGCCCGAGAUAGUCAUGGCAGUGAACGAUGGAAAAACAAGUUUCAUGGGUUCAGAGGAGAUGACCCUGUACAGAGAUACAAUAAACCCCGAAAGACUCAAGGGGGUGAAAGACAUCACGGUCAAAGUGAUCUCCACAAACAAGAACUUCAAAGUUGAACUAUAUGACGGAGAUAGACUGCUCUACGAUAGCUUUAGAUAUUACCGCAAAGGAACAUUGGCUGGGAUCGGCUCUGGAAAGUAUUUCAACAUCACGUCAUUCUAUGACAAGGCACCUUCGGACAGCGUCUAUAAGCUUAAGGAGGCACAGCUAUUUGAAAGAACAGAAACAAGCGAAUAUGAAGUUCACAGCGUCCAUGCCCCGCCUGUAGACAAGACCCCGAGAUCCCCGGAUGGGAUUAUCCACGAGGACGAGGAGAUAAGACAUCUUAUUUCGAAGAUCGAAUAUCUGAACGAGUAUCUCCACUUGGUGGUCGGCGAGCCCCAUGGCUCAUCGUUCGACAAGGUUGUACACGUUAUUUCGGAGCAGCUUAAAACGCACAUGAAAAAGAUUGAAGAUGCCGUUGCGGCGCUAAGAAGCGGAGGCAGCUCGGAAACGAAGUUUAUGAACCUGAAUGAAAAGAUGAAUGGGGUUGACAUAAAGCUUCAGAAGAUCCAGAAGGCGUUCGCUGACCUGGACCAUGCUGUGAACUCUCUUAAGAACGAUUACAGCCGCAGCUCCAACUUUCUGGUUUACAUAAUUCUGGGGAUUGGGGUUGCAGGAUUUGGAUUCGCUGCAAUGAAAGAAUACAAUGCCCUGAAGUUUAGGCAAAAAGCCCUCUAA